UGAGUUUGGGGGCAGAGAGCCCUGCGCACAAGGGAGUGUCAAGACAGUGGCACGGAUGGCCCCUUGGUACCCUUUGGGCGUCAGCAUUCGCUGUCAGACAGGAGGGUGAGCUGUCGGCGUUCACCCUGUGUGGAGAGGAGUUUCCGGCGCUCGGUUCCCGCCGCAUUCCCGGGCUGGUAGCAAGGAAGCCGGCUGGUGGGUGGCAAGAGGCGGAGCCAGGGACGCAAGGGGCGUGGACGCGGCCGGCUUUGGAAGGGCCCCAAGUUAAUGAGGCGUGCGCCGGCAGCCGAGCGCCUCUCGGAGCUGGGCUUUCCCCCGUGGUGCGGGCGCCAGGAGCCGCCUUUUCCGCUGGGUGUCACUCGGGGGUGGAGAGGAUGGCCCAUUCAAAAGCGCCACGAGGGGGCUCGGCCAGUACCCUUCAGUGAGCGCUCGCAAGAGGACGGCAGGAGCCUAGCAGCUGGCGGCUCCGGGACCUUGCGGCGAAUCAGGACACGGCUAACCUUCUGCCGGGACCCAGAUCCACCACCACCGCCGCCGCCGCGGUUCUGUCUCCUGCGAGUUAACCUCCUCUGCGCGCUCCGGGCAGGUGGCCGUGGGAGCCGCUGGAGCGAGGACGGCGCGCGUCUGCUGCUACUGCCCCCGGCACGGGCCGCUGGACACGGAGAGGCCGAGCCGAGAGGCGGCCCCCCUUAUGCCGAGAGGAUGUUGGAGAGCAGUGGCUGCAAGGCUCUGAAGGAGGGCGUGCUGGAGAAGCGCAGCGACGGGCUGCUACAGCUCUGGAAGAAAAAGUGCUGUAUCCUCACCGAGGAGGGGCUACUGCUCAUCCCGCCCAAGCAGCUGCAACACCAGCAGCAGCAACAGCCCGGGCAAGGGCCGGCCGCCGACCCGUCCCAACUCGGAGCCCCCGCCGUUGCCGGCCUUGAGCCGCCGGUCAAGCUCAAGGAAUUGCACUUUUCCAACAUGAAGACCGUGGACUGCGUGGAGCGUAAGGGCAAGUACAUGUACUUCACUGUGGUGAUGGCUGAGGGCAAGGAGAUCGACUUUCGGUGCCCGCAGGACCAGGGCUGGAACGCGGAGAUCACGCUGCAGAUGGUGCAGUACAAGAACCGUCAGGCCAUCCUGGCGGUCAAGUCCACGAGGCAGAAGCAACAGCACCUGGUGCAGCAGCAGCCCCCGCAGCCGCAAAGCCAGCUCCAACUACAGCCACCACCGCAGCAGCCACAGCAGCAGCCACCGCAGCAGCCCCAGUCCCUGCCCUUGCCCCAGUCCCAGCCCCAGCUCCAGCUCCAACCCCAGCCCAAGCCCCAACCCCAGCAAUUCCACGCGUACCCGCAUCCUCAACCGCACCAGCACCCUCACCCUCAUCCACUCGCGCACCCGCACCCGCCACCGCACUCGCAGCCACACGGGCACCGGCUCAUCCGCAGCACCUCCAAUUCUGCCUGAAGAGGGCAGCACUCAGGCCAGAGCAGAUUCGCAGGGCUUGAGAAAGUGGGACGAGAGCACAUUGAUAUUGCCUUCGCUUGGAUCACAACGAGAACCUUCUCCCCGCCCCGCAGCAGAUCCGGUAGAUUGGACUUAACCAGACUGUUAAUUGCGGGGUCGCCCUUGGUUUUUCCAUGUAUUCUUCAUCACCACCCUGGAAACGGCAUCGCCAAGACUUUAUUUAUGAACCUCUAAAAGGAUCUUUUAGGACGGUUGGACCUUGGAGCGAUGAUGUACUGUAAUUUUAUUUUAAUGUAUUUUGAUUUAUUUAUUAGUUUUUUAAAAAAACUUGUUCUGAGACAUUUCUGAAUGUAGGCCACUUUCCCAACAAGAAACUUUAUUUUCAAAACCCAUCCCUUAGUACGUCCUAAUCUUAGAAAAGAAAACGGAAAAAAAUGGUGGGUGGAGGGGAAACGCGAAGCAUCUGGUGCGUUCUGUGUAGGGCAUUUCCAGAAGGUCUGACCCUUGCAUUGUCUGACCAGGAGGUUAAAAUUAAACUGAUAUUCUUUUUUUCUUUGAGGUUUUUUUCCCCCCCUAGGCAUAGUUUGUAUAGUGUAGAAGUUUUACAAAGCUGGGAAUUGUUUGAUUAUGAAAAAGAAAUGAUCUGGAGACUGCUUUUCUAAAUGGGAAUUGCUGAAAAUGAUUUUGAUAUCAAAAUCUAUCAAAGGUAACCCACGUGAGGGUUGGAUGAGCAUAUUUGGGGUAUGUGCUGGGCUGGGGUCUACUGUAGAAGCAGCUUCGCCUCCAGUACCUGCAAGUGAAGCUUCGGUAAGGUGCGUCCUUUGGGCUGAUUUGCUAAUUCAAAAAGUAUGUAAUGGGGGGAAGGAAAAUCAUUGAACUUGAGAGAAUAUUGUGCCCCUUCCAUCCUCCUCAAGGGCUUGGGGCACCACACUUUCUGAUCUUUAACUUAGCUUUAGAAGUGGCACACAGAAGGAUCUCAUAAUUUAAGAAACAGUUUGUGUAUAUUUCAAAGGGCUAGGAGCCAUAACCUUGUUUUCAUACGGAAAAUUAUGUUGAUGGGAGAAGCCAACUGUUUUUGCUUUUUAUUGCUCUGUGAGAAAUUUGAGGUUAUGUGUUUGGUUGUUAGGUUAGCUAAACUUAGAAAUUGAAAAAGGAAGGACUGGAUAAACACAGCGUUUUCAGUUAGGAAACAACCCCGGUCUGUGUUAGGAGCCACUUGUUCAGUAGGAUGUGGAGGGGAAAAAAGAGAAGAGGAUGUGCUUUUAAAGGUAGAACAAACCCUCUUCUGUGUCCAGUCAAAAGGACAAUCACAGUCCACAGGGCAGAUGCUUCUGGAGUCUAAAUGGAGUCUUGGGUGACAGCAAAUGCUCCUGGGCUCAGAAUCACUUCCUAUCUGUGUGGCUUGUGUGGACGGACCCGUCUCUGGUUUUCAAGAUCUGUUUCACAAAGUCUUUGUUGGUGUUUUUUGGUUUUUUUUGUUUUUCCCAGCAUCCUGAUUAGAAUGGUAUUAGGCCAUUGCUAAGUUCUGUAGGCAAGCAAAGACAGUAGAGUUGUAUGCUAAAAAUUUUUUCAUUUACCUUCCCUCUAGAAAGGAAUUUUAGGGUGAAAUUAAUCUUAAUGUAAUCUUCAAGUGAUGAACUUUUGAGAUCAUAACUCUUACCUGUAAAGUUUCAGAGGAAAAUGGAAACUUGAGUGAAUGUCAAGGACAACUUAAGUGUGCUGCCACUUCCAGAUUCCAUUUAGAUUGCAGUUGCAAAAACAUACCUCCAAGAUUCCUCUCCCUCUGUUUCAUUUCAUUUCUUUCUUCCUUUUUCUUUCCUUUCCUGCCCAUUCCUUUCCUUCUUUUUUAUGGCAACACAGAGAGAUAGAUCUAAAGAUUUUUUAAUUCAAGAUUGGUUGAGCUUCCUUAGGGCUACUGCUGUAUGUUUUGGAAAAUGUCUCCUAGCAGUAUGGUUUAAAUACAUACAGAGCCUAAUAAUCCCAAUUAAACCAACCUAAUCCCAAAUUCAUCCCAAAUACUUUAAAAAAUUAAGUUUCACAUAGGGCACUGAAAGGGCAUUUGUUAACUUGCUUGCAGGGCUAGGCCAUCUCAUUGUUGAAAAAAACACAUCCAGGAUCCUCCACAAUAGCCAUGCCUUUUAUUGGGGCUACUGGAAUCACAAUUUGUUGGCUUUCUGUAAGCCCUGCUUCCUUGUUUUUGUGUGAUGUUUAUGUUGAAUUAUGGUCCUGUCGUCUUAACCCGUCUUAGCAUUUCACUGUGAAAUCUCUGAAGUCAGAGAAGUAAGAUGGUUUUACUGUUUUGACCCUUCAGAUUAUUAUGGUUUAACAAAGAUAAAAAGCAGGCUCAGCAAAACGGUUUGCAUCUGUUAGCAUAUCGGCGGCUGUAUUGCACCUGUGAGAAAAUGAGGCAAACCACCAGAGAUACAAAGGUUUGGCGGGUUAGCUUCCUGAAAAAACGGAAGACAGAAAUUAAGAAGCUGGAAAAUGGAAAGGAAUGUCCCAUCUGGAAACUGAACUUUUGUUCCUGAAACCAGUGUUGGCACUAAGCCUCUAACACCGUGAGCUCAGUAACUACUUGUUGGGAGAAAUGAAUGAAAGAAGGAAAACAUAUUAACUAGCCAGCACCCCUGGAGAUCUUGUCUCUUGCCAUAAUGAAUGCUGUUUCGUGGGAGCAGCUGGUUCUAUGCCAGGCUAAGUGAACCUCUCCGUGGAAAUUCACUUGCUGUGCCCUUGCCCUACAGGAGUCCAGAGGCAGUAAGAGACCCCUUCGAAACUGAACACUUUCCUCCUCAAGUGCGCUGGGAUAUUCUAAUCCCGGGAAAACCAAACCACCCUUUCUCAUCUAACUUGACAUUAUUCCCAAUGAUGGUAAAAACCAGCCAGUCAAGAAGUAAACACUACCCUUUGCUUUAAAGGAGCUUCCUCAGUCUGAUGCUAGACAUCGGAGCUGCCAGACUGUGAAUGCAAAUGUGUCACUUCUGGCUGCAGGUAAAGUGGUAUGGCUUCCACUUGGCUGCAUGCUUGUAAGAGGGGUCUAAGACCUCAGUUAAUCCAGAGCUUCACGUGAGAAGGAUAGACCCAUGAGCAUGUGUUUAUCCUUUUGCUGAGUGUUGAGCUAGUUGGCUUUUACCCUCAGUAGAAUAAAAUUUAAAUUUGGAAAUUGUAGAUCUUGGUAUUGAAUCCUUCAGUAAUUCUUGCAGUUACCUCUAGCAACCUAAGAUGCAUUCGUUGUGGAAAUGUGUUGGGGAAGGAGUUUGAAGAACUGGUCUCUUAAAUUCUUGUUGCAAUUUUGAAAGACAACUUUGAUCUGUUGUGUUGAAGAGCCAAUCUGGGUUUGUGUCAAAGUAGAUGAUGCUGAUCUGUGAAUGCAUUGGCAGGAAGUUUGUAAAUGCACGCAGGAAGCUGCAGGGCUUUCUCAGGGCGCUGUUGUCCAGUGAAGAAAGCAGAAGGCCUGCUGGUGGAUAAAGGCAGCUGCAUACAAACUGGCGAGGCCCCUUCCCAGCGCUGUGAAACUGGUUUACUGGUGACAGACUGGGCAGUGGGGAAAGCAGGCUUUCAAAGAAUGAUAAAAACUCAUCUGUUACAUUCCAUGAUCAGCCUUCUUAAGGCUUCAGAAUACAUAUGAAUCCGCUUCUGUAAAGCAGGUAUCACCAUACACCAAAUGCUUUAUAAAUCAUUACAUAUUCAUGAACCUAAUAGCAUGGUCAGACUUUGUGUAAAUAUGUGUCUGAAAUGAUUUUGAGGAGAUGUGAUUUAUUUUUCAUAUUUUCCAAAUGCAUUCCAUUUCAAAUAAAGUAUCUAUUGAGAU
Molecule: messenger RNA, 5254 nt
Organism: Ochotona curzoniae (black-lipped pika)
Lineage: Eukaryota; Metazoa; Chordata; Mammalia; Lagomorpha; Ochotonidae
Gene: PHLDA1
Product: pleckstrin homology like domain family A member 1
Exons: 2
Coding region: 268-1446 (392 amino acids)
Biological process (GO): positive regulation of apoptotic process
Cellular component (GO): nucleus
Molecular function (GO): phosphatidylinositol phosphate binding
Source: RefSeq, a predicted model, not a curated record